Molecule: messenger RNA, 1965 nt
Organism: Impatiens glandulifera
Lineage: Eukaryota; Viridiplantae; Streptophyta; Magnoliopsida; Ericales; Balsaminaceae
Product: glucomannan 4-beta-mannosyltransferase 2-like
Exons: 7
Coding region: 93-1667 (524 amino acids)
Cellular component (GO): Golgi apparatus
Molecular function (GO): mannan synthase activity
Source: RefSeq, a predicted model, not a curated record
CAUAACUCACUCCUCUCCAUUUUCGGCAGUGACAGACCAAACAAAGUACAGCAAAAUACAUUACUAAAGAUCUGCAAAUUUCGUUUAUAAUCAUGGCCGACGGAUUUCCGACAAUAGGGUUGUUGCCGGAGAAGAUAAUGGAUCAAAUAGGUAUGAUGUGGGAGUUAAUUAAACAGCCAUUGAUAAUCCCCCUUCUUUGGUUAUCCGUUUACAUAUGUUUAGCCAUGUCUCUUAUGCUGUUCAUGGAAAGACUUUACAUGGGAAUCGUCAUUAUACUUGUUAAACUCUUCUGGAAGAAACCAGAACAACGUUAUAAUUGGGAACCCAUUCGUGAUGACCUUGAAAUCGGCAAUGCUGCUUUUCCUCAUGUUCUUAUCCAAAUCCCCAUGUUUAAUGAAAAAGAGGUAUAUAAGAUCUCCAUUGGAGCAGCUUGUAAUCUGUCAUGGCCAUCAGAUCGUCUUGUGAUUCAAGUACUUGAUGAUUCGACUGAUCCUAUAAUCAAGGAAAUGGUGGAGAAAGAGUGUAAGAGAUGGGGGAAUAAAGGGUUGAAUAUAAAGUAUCAGAUUAGAGAAAACAGGGGAGGUUAUAAAGCUGGUGCUCUUAAAGAAGGACUUAAACAUGAUUAUGUUAAACAUUGUGAAUUUGUUGCAAUCUUUGAUGCUGAUUUUCGACCGGAGCCGGAUUAUCUCCGACGAGCUUUACCUUUUCUUAUUCAUAAUCCCAAUAUUGCCCUUGUUCAAGCUAGAUGGAGAUUUGUGAACGCUGAUGAGUGUUUAAUGACAAGAAUGCAAGAAAUGUCAUUGGAUUAUCAUUUCACAGUAGAGCAAGAAGUUGGAUCUUCAACUCACGCUUUCUUUGGAUUCAAUGGGACGGCUGGUGUAUGGAGAAUUGCAGCCAUUAAUGAAGCAGGUGGAUGGAAAGACAGAACAACCGUUGAAGACAUGGAUCUAGCUGUUCGUGCUUCGUUAAGAGGAUGGAAAUUCAUUUAUCUCGGCGAUCUUCAAGUUAAAAGCGAACUUCCCAGCACUUUUAGAGCUUUUCGAUUUCAACAACACAGAUGGUCUUGUGGCCCUUCUAACUUGUUCAGAAAGAUGGUCAUGGAGAUUAUUAGAAACAAGAAAGUAAAUGUGUGGAAGAAAAUCUAUGUGAUUUACAGCUUCUUUUUCGUUAGAAAGAUCGUAGCUCAUAUGGUUACAUUCUGGUUUUACUGUCUUGUUCUUCCUUUAACAAUCUUAAUCCCUGAAGUUGAUGUUCCAAUUUGGGGAGCCAUUUACAUUCCUUCAAUCAUAACUGCCUUGAAUUCAGUAGGAACUCCAAGAUCAAUUCAUCUUCUCUUCUACUGGAUUUUGUUCGAGAAUGUUAUGUCUUUCCAUCGCACCAAGGCCUCUUUAAUCGGUUUACUUGAAACUGGGAGAGCUAAUGAAUGGGUUGUAACUGAAAAACUUGGAGAUGUUCUCAAGAACAAAUCGAAAUCCUCCAUCAAAAAGUCCAUUUUUAAGAUGGGCGAUAGGAUUUUAGUACAAGAGUUGUGCAUUGGAGCAUUCCUUUUCUUUUGCGGUUGCUAUGAUUUUCUCUAUGGAAAACAUUACUACUUCGUGUACCUGUUUCUUCAAACGAUCUCAUUUACCAUCAUGGGAUUCGGAUACAUUGGCACGAUCGUUCCUUAAAAGAUCAUCGGGGACGAAAGAGCUCGUUCUUUGUGAUAACCGGAGCGGGUGCGCACCAAUAAAUAUUGUAAUAUUAAUGUUAAUAGGUGAAGAAGAAGUAGAAGAAAUCGAAAGGUGCAACUAGAAGGGAGAACCCAAAAAAAUGAGACUUAGAGUUGUAUGAUGGUUUGUAAUAUGUGGAAUUUGGAGUGUUUAUUUCCACUAUUUCCUCUUGUUUUUUUUUAUGUAAGUUUUAGAUUUGUAAUGAAGUUUUGUGAGCAUUCAAGUGUUAAUUAGAACUUUUUCACUUGAUGUUUUA